This is a messenger RNA of Cutaneotrichosporon oleaginosum, 774 nucleotides long. RefSeq lists its product as uncharacterized. Gene Ontology annotation, molecular function: actin filament binding. Lineage: Eukaryota; Fungi; Basidiomycota; Tremellomycetes; Trichosporonales; Trichosporonaceae. The record is from RefSeq and is a predicted model, not a curated record. Gene Ontology annotation, cellular component: cytoskeleton.
AUGCUUCCGGUAUUCGCGACGCCUCUUGACGAGCGGAGGUACAGGAAAGAACACCUCGCGCUCGUCUUCCGCAUCCUGCACCGCUUCAAGCUGGCCGAAGGCAUCGCAGGGCACUGCAGCGUGCGCGACCCCGUCGAGCCGGACACGUUCUGGGUGAACCCGCAAGGCAAGAGCUUUGCGCGGAUGCGCGCGAGCGACCUCGUGCGCUGCCGCGUCUCGGACGGCGCGAUGGUGGAGGGGCGCGCCCCGACAGAUGCGUCGGCGAGUUCGAUCCAUUCGCAGAUCUACCGCAUCCGCGGGCGCACUGGCCCCGCCGGCAUCGAGGCAAUCGUGCACGUCCACGGGCCGCACACCAAGGCGUUCUCGUCCCUCGGCCGCACGCUCGACAUGAUCUCCCAAGAUGCAUGUGCGUACCAUGACGAAAUGGUGCUUGUGCCUUUCGGCGGUGUGGUCAUCGAUAACUCGGAGGGCGAGCGUAUUGCCAACCUUGCGGGCGCGAAGCGCAUCGCCAUCCUCCAGAACCACGGCAUUAUUGCCAUGGGUAAACUCAGCAUCGAUGAGGCCGCGUGGUGGCAGAUCAACUUUGAGAUGUGUUGCCAGGCGCAGUUGCUCGCUGACGCUGCGCGGCGCCCUACCGACCCCAUCGUUGAGGCUGGGCCAGAGGAGAUUGCCAGCACAAAGGCUGAGAUGGGCACGCCUGAGAUGGGGUGGUUCAGUCUCGCGGCGUACAUCGAGGAGGAGGAGUGGCAUUCACAGGGCGACCACAAGUUGUAG